UUUUAAAUUGUUUUCCUCUUCAAUUAUUGGAGCUAGAAACCAACGACCUAAAUAGUUAAGAACCAAGCAAUCGCUUAAUCCAUCGGAGUUGUCUUGUGAAAAUGGUGACGAUUCCAGUGGCACCCUUACCCACAACAGGCAAAACUAUUCCUCUUGUAGGCUUUCGCACUGCUGAAUUUCCGUUCAACUCAACUGACUCAGUAAAAGAAUCUGCUUUCCAUGCAAUUCAACUCGGCUACAGACAUUUUGAUACUGCUGCAAUCUACCGGAGGGAGAAAUCUCUUGGCGAAGCCAUAGCUGAAGCUUUACAGCUUGGCCUCGUCAAAUCACGCGAUGAGCUUUUCAUCACUUCAAAAUUGUGGAUCAGCGAUGCACACCACGACCUUGUCCUACCUGCAAUUAAAAACACUCUCAAGAAUCUUGGGUUGGAGUAUCUUGAUCUCUAUCUCAUUCAUUUUCCGGGAAGCUUGAAACCAGGAACAAGGUUUCCAUGUAAAACAGAAGAUAUUCUGCCGAUGGACUUAGAGUCUGUUUGGAAGGCCAUGGAGGAGUGUCAAAAGCUUGGUCUUACAAAAUCCAUAGGAGUCAGCAACUUUUCAUGCAAGAAGCUCGAGAAAUUACUGGCCACUGCUAAAAUCCCUCCUGCCGUCAAUCAAGUGGAAAUGCACCCAAUUUGGCAGCAGAAGAAGCUGAGAGACUUCUGUAACGAAAAUGGCGUCCACAUAACAGCUUACUCGCCAUUAGGAGGCCGAGGAAUCCGAGUCUUGGAGUGUGAAGUAUUGAAAGAGAUUGCAAGUACCAAAGGGAAGACAGUUGCUCAGGUUGCUCUCAGAUGGGUUUAUGAGCAAGGGGUCAGUAUAGAUGUGAAGAGCUUUAACAAAGAAAGAAUGGAAGAAAACCUUGAGAUAUUUGAUUGGAAGUUAAGUCUCAAAGAAGUUCAUAAGAUAGAGCAAAUUCCUCAGCAAAGAGGGAAUCUUUUUGAUUUAUUUGUAUCAGAAACUGGUCCUUUUAAGUCAAUCGAGGAUAUCUGGGAUGGAGAAUUAUAGGGUCAAUUGUUUACAUAAAUUUUGUUUGUAUGAUAAGAAUAAUGAUUUUAAUUUGUU
Molecule: messenger RNA, 1103 nt
Organism: Pistacia vera
Lineage: Eukaryota; Viridiplantae; Streptophyta; Magnoliopsida; Sapindales; Anacardiaceae
Product: non-functional NADPH-dependent codeinone reductase 2-like
Exons: 4
Coding region: 102-1046 (314 amino acids)
Cellular component (GO): cytosol
Molecular function (GO): aldose reductase (NADPH) activity
Source: RefSeq, a predicted model, not a curated record